Guillardia theta CCMP2712 is the source of this 411-nucleotide messenger RNA. RefSeq lists its product as hypothetical. Bases 1 to 411 code for a protein of 136 amino acids. The transcript has a single exon. NCBI's taxonomy places the organism in Eukaryota, Cryptophyceae, Pyrenomonadales, Geminigeraceae. The record is from RefSeq and is a predicted model, not a curated record.
AUGGGCUUGAAUGAAGAGGAAGACCGCUCCAAGAAGAUGAAGCUCUCCGCUUUCACCAGGACUUCCAUACUUUUUCGCCAGUUGCGCAGUGAGGUGUUGCAAUCUAUCCAUGAAAUUCAGCGUCGAGACCAGGUGGAAAGGCAACAUUCAUUGGAGAUUGCUGAAAGAAAUCCGCUUACUUUCCCUGGAAGUGAGAGCAACAGUCCAGCACAUCCUGGAACACCCGAGCAUGAAUCCAACGAUGUCGCCUCUAACUGCAAGCUCACUCCUGCUCUCCAGCCAAGGCCUGUACAGACCCCCAACACUGUUCUCAAGAAUUGUGUGGAUAAAUGCAUGAAGAACAGCGAUUCCUGUGCCAGUAUGGUGAAGAACAGCACUCCCAUCCAUGAUAUCCCUGAGAUAACUAUAUAA